Messenger RNA from Rasamsonia emersonii CBS 393.64, 3795 nucleotides. RefSeq lists its product as uncharacterized. The record is from RefSeq and is a predicted model, not a curated record. Lineage: Eukaryota; Fungi; Ascomycota; Eurotiomycetes; Eurotiales; Trichocomaceae. The coding region runs from base 1 to 3795 and encodes 1264 amino acids. The transcript is spliced from 10 exons.
AUGACAAUGCAGAGUAUUCCUAGCGUUUUUUUACCUAUUUCAACUAUUUUCACCUUGCAGAGUCCAGCUCUUGAUGGAGAAAAAAAUGAAUCGAAAGUAGGUAGGCAGACUAACUGUUACUUCCGAGGGAACACAAGUCAGCCUUACGUGACCAGCACGACGAACAGGGCCCAAGGUGGCUGUGUUGGGCUGAAAUUCAUGCAUGAGGCUGUGCAGGCAUCAGGAAAAGAAAUUUUGACAACUCACCAAGGCAGAAUCAAGAGGGCCGGACCAUGGGCCCGCGGAUAUUUUCCAAGACGCGUUCGAGGCAUUUUGCAACGAACUAUCCGACAAGGAAAAAGAAAGCCUCCCACUGUCCGAAAAUGUCGACGAUCUGAUCGCUUGGAUCCAGACGGAGAUGAAGCAAACUUUGAAGAAGCAGGAUCAAAGGACCCGAUUGGAGAGUUAAGCUCGAAUUACAUCGACUACAUGGAGAAAUUCAGUAGCAUGUUCAACGAGAUCGCACGCAAGCUGCCAGCCUACGAAAACCAUGUCGAGCAACUCCGGUCUUUGCUGGCCGCGCAGGGCCGGACGAUCUCGUCACGUCUUGUGCACGCCCUGGCGAAUGUUUACGCGGACCUCAUCCGAUUCUGCCACCCGGCUAUUCGUCUUUUCUCUGCAAAGCGUUCUGACAGCUCUUCGAAUUCGAAGUGCUUUUCAUCGCAUGAAGAGGCCCUGCUAUUCUACGCGCGAUAUGAUGCCCAGAUGCAAAGGGACCGAGAGACGAGCGUCGAGGCGGAACAGGCGGCGUUGAGAGAGCAGUUUCAGUCGCGGAUCAACGAACUGGGUCUAUGGAUUGAUCCACCCCAGUGGAAAGAAUCCUACGACGCUGCUGCCCAUUCGAGGGCGACGGGGACGUGUAGCUGGGUUCUCCAGGAUCCAGAGUAUCAAGCAUGGAAGUCCCAGCGUGACGGUGGGACAAAACGCGUGCUCUCCAUCCAAGGAUUUGGGAAGACAACUCUCUGUCCCGUUGUAAUUGACGAUCUCAGUGCGAGCGAGAUACCCCCUGCCGGAUCAACGACAUCAUCCCCAACAAAUGUGGUCGCCUAUUAUUUUUUCAAUCAACAACAGCAUCAAGAAAGCCCCGGUUCGGCUUUCCGCUAUCUCCUUGCCCAGGUCCUGCAUGGCCUCCAACAUAGCCAAAAGGCCAUCGACAUCGCGUCAACCCUCUUCGAUAAGCGGAACCUGGGUCAGCACAGGGCAACCGACGCCGAGAUCUUUGCCGUUCUCCAACUGCUUCUCAAGGAGUUCCCCAGGUUCUACUUGGUCAUCGACGCUGUCGACGAGUGCAGCGACCCGGAGCACUUCCUUGACCGCCUAUAUAUACCGUCACAGGAGCUCGCCAGGCGAGGCUUUCUACCAAGCACGGCCAGUCUCGAGGAUUACGUCGACAAAAUCAUCUCCCGGGCCAGUGGGAUGUUUCUCUGGGUCAAGCUGCUGGUCAACUUCCUCUACAUGGACGUCCUCACGUUGAACCAAAGAUGCGACGCGAUCGAGUACCUCAAUCGGCUGGAAGGCCUCGACGCGUUGUACAGGGCCAUUGCAGCCAAACCCCGGGAGCGUUUUUCCGGACAAUCGAACCUGAACAUCCGGAAGGGCCUGAAGUGGAUUCUAGGCGCCCGCAGACCGGUCGACAUCGACGAGUUUGCCGUCGCUGUCGCCGUCCCCCUCGAUCGGCCGCUCUCUGCGGCCGACACAAUCCCGAAUCUCGAGCGAUCCCUCAGUAAUGUGUUUGGAGGGCUCCUUGAACUGACAUCAAAACGAACCGUCUGCUUCAUUUACCUGUCGGCCUACGAGUUCUUCUCUUGCACGGAAGGGGAUGACGGCCCGUCCACAUCGACAAGAUCAGAAUUUCAGGCAGACCACGCAGAGGUCCAGCACUGCAUUGCCAUGUGCUGCUUGUCAUAUCUUGUGUACACCAUCCCUGGCGAGCCACUUAGCGGCGACGUCGAUACGACGCCGGAUGCUGACUUGACAAAGCGGCGGUUUCCUCUCCUGCCGUAUGCCUCUCAGUUCUGGUCCCAACACGUAGUAGACGCUAUUACGGGAACUUUAGCAAGCUGCAACACCUCCCGCCCCAGCCUCCAGGAGCUUCUUCAUGUCUUUAUCCGAUUUCUCGUCCAGGCCUUCACUCAAUCCCGAUUCUGGCACCAGACGGUCCACAGCCGAGUCAUCCCCAUCGCGCGUCCGGAAAGGAUUCAUGCAGCCUCGGAGAGGAAUAUUCUGAUCAAAAGUCAGGCCUCCCUUGAUGCCACAAAAUUAGCCACUAUUCGAUUGAUCCCUCCAAGCUCAAUGUUCGAAAUUCCAGAGAACUCGAACUAUCUGGUCGAUAUUGUUGGCUGGCAAGCUCGGUAUGAUCUGUGGAGUCUCGAGCCGAAUGAACACUUGGACGCUAUUACGUGGAAUGUCGAGCCCGCCGCACUGAAGACAUUGUUCGAAGACGCUACGAAUGGACUGCCUGGCUGGCGGAAGUGGACUGGUUUUCGGUUUCCGGUGGCCAUUGCAGAUGACCUCCAGGCGGUGAUUGUUCUCAAUUCGGUCGUCCGACUCAGCCCCGGUUUGGCACAGGUUUGGUAUAAUACCCUGGAUGUCUUCGGCAGACUGCCGUCUCACAGGGAGCCUGUCGUCGAUGCUUCCUUUCAGCUAAAACUGUGGGGUUCUGGACGCGUCGUCGCCGUGUUCCGUCGUACAUUGGGAUACUCUUACUCGCCUUGCGGAGAACUGGUGCAUGGAGGACUCCUUCAGUUUCUCCACGACGUGAACUUCGCCACGGGACACCCCAGGCCCUCGUACGGCUGUUUUGAGUCGUGGCACUUGCAGGUCGUGUCGGCAUACACGGCCUCCUUCCUCGACCGAGCGACGGUCUUUCAUCCCCGUCUUCCCCUUGUAGCUUUCCAUGCGUUGAUCCCUUCGCGGACGCCAUGCUCCGGGAGACUUGAUCCCGGUCCCGUCAAGACAUACUUGUGGCACUUUGGGGGUUCUCUGAACGACAGCAAGCAUCUUACCAAUCUCCCGGUUCGUAAUUUGUACGUCAUUCACGAUGGCCUCCUCGAUUCACUGGGCUUCAUCAGUGAUGGGGAGUAUAUCCACGGCGAGGAUUCCAAGACGGGGGAUCCUGUCGUCAUCAAACUCGACGACUUUUUGAAGGAGAAGGAGCAGCAGCGGCAACCGCGCACCAUCCAGGAUAAUGAUGAUCGUCAGGUUCGCCUCCCUGUCCGGUCCAACACGGCAUUGCAGCAGCAAGCGCGGAAGAGGACCUUCGAACAUCUCGUCUCUCUUUGCAAGAGGGAUCGGCCAAAAAACGCCGUCAAGCACACGGAUUCCUUGACCUUCGGCCGCAACCGCGACGGGGUCGCGCAGAUCUCGAAACUGACGCAACUGGACGAGGGAGCCAUCGUGCUGCAGACCCUGGGCGCGGACGGCAAGCUGCAUCUGCAGACGCUGUCUCGCCUUCCGGACAAGAUCCGAUCGUCCAGCGUGGCGAGUGUUCUGAACACGGCCGCCGCCGGCAGGCGCGAGGGCUAUUCCCGGAUUCUGCUGAACAAGGGCGCCCAGGAGCGAUAUUCACUGGAUGACGUGGGCGAUCUGUCGCUGCCGGCGAUUGUAGAGCGGUCCGAGACGAGCGUUCCCACCUACACGAGCGACGGUAGUAAUCAUAAUAACAUAUUUCUCUUGGAAGCCCAAGACACAGGCGAGGAGCAGGCGCCUAGUCUGAAACGAAGGAAAACGACGUGUAUUUCUUGGACAAUGUCCUAG